Diaporthe batatas is the source of this 1708-nucleotide messenger RNA. RefSeq lists its product as uncharacterized. Lineage: Eukaryota; Fungi; Ascomycota; Sordariomycetes; Diaporthales; Diaporthaceae. Bases 347 to 1486 code for a protein of 379 amino acids. The transcript is spliced from 3 exons. The record is from RefSeq and is a predicted model, not a curated record. Gene Ontology annotation, molecular function: pectate lyase activity.
CAGGUCUGACAGUUGUGCAGUACCGUCUGCGCGAUAACGCUCUCCCUCUCGUACGAUGAUUGGGAGCCACCAGCCAAAACAUGGGGAUACUUUGUGGGCCAAGCUGAACCAACGCGUAUGCAGCCUCGGACGUCUCUGCCGUUUCUGCCGAAGGAGUUUGUGUUGAUAUCCCUGAUGAUCGGAAAGGUCCACUUUGAAAGUCUUGUUCAAUAUGCUUAAAAGGAAGAGGAUCACCAGCCUCUUCAACGACGAUCUGUCUUGCUGAUCAUCAACACACUCUCUUUCAACACUCUCUUCAACCGAUCGUCACUCUUUUCCGAUCGAUAACCCAUUCAUUGUUUUCACCAUGCUUUCACCAACCGUGAUUCUGACGGCACUGGCUGCCUUCGCUAACACCGUCGCUGCCGCUGGCGUCACCGGCGCCGCUGAGGGUUUCGCCAAGGGCGUCACCGGUGGUGGCUCUGCCGCUGCCGUCUACCCUAAGACCAACGAUGAGCUUGUUUCGUACCUGACCGACAGCUCGGCUCGUACUAUUAUCCUGACCAAGACUUUCGACUUCACCGGCACCGAGGGCACCCAGACCACGAGCGGCUGUGCUCCUUACGGUACCGCUUCCGCGUGCCAGCUGGCCAUCAACAAGGAUGACUGGUGCAACAAGUACCAGCCCAACUCCCCCAAGGUCAGCUCCCUGACCUACGACAAGGCUGGCUGGAACGCCAUCAAGGUCCAGUCCAACAAGUCUCUUGUCGGCCAGGGCUCCGCCGGUGUCAUCAAGGGCAAGGGUGUCUACAUCGCCAACGGUGUCAAGAACAUCAUCAUCCAGAACGUCCACUUCACUGAGAUCAACCCACAAUACGUCUGGGGUGGUGAUGCUAUCUCCAUCGCCGGCGCUGACAUGAUCUGGAUCGACCACGUCAAGACCUCCCGCAUUGGCCGCCAGCACCUUGUUCUCGGCGAGGCUGCCUCCAACCGUGUUACCGUCUCCAACUCCGAGUUCGAUGGCUCCACCAACUGGUCUGCCCAAUGUGACGGCCACCACUACUUCCUCAUCUACUUCACCGGCUCCAACGACAUGAUCACCUUCAAGGGUAACUACAUCCACCACUCUUCCGGCCGUAGCCCCAAGGUCGCCGGUAACACCCUGCUGCACGCCGUCAACAACUACUUCUACGCCAACAGCAAGCACGCUUUCGAGACCACUGCCGGCGCCUACGUCCUGUCCGAGGGCAACACCUUCCAGAACGUCGUCGAGGUCAUCGACCCCUCGAACAAGGCCGGCAAGAUGUUCACCUCGCCCGACGCCAACAGCAACGCCGCCUGCAAGACCUACCUCGGCCGCAACUGCGUGGCCAACGCCUACGGCAGCUCCGGCGUCUACACCAGCACCGACAACAGCUUCCUGUCCAACUUCAAGGGCAAGAAUAUCGUUUCGGCUGCCGCCGCCUCGGCCAACGUCGCCAACACUGCCGGUGUUGGCAAGAUCUAAGCAGAGGGCCGGAACAUGGCUUUCGCUGCCUCUCUCCCUCCCUCGCGAGCCGGGGAUGGCUGGCAACGAGCCAUUGUAUGGCUUCUUGCCCUUUAGGGUCUCGCCCUGGGGUUGAUUCUGGCGGUAGCUCACUGGGGAAUAUGGGCUUAAUAUUCUUGUAUAUACGCAUUUUAGAGAGGUGUCGAACUGUAAAUAUCAGGCUUCAUAUUGCCUUUGUCAAAA